AAUUGUGGCAACACUAGUGGAAAUACAAGCAAUAAGACGUUUGGUAACGUCAGUAGCCAUCUCUCUAAACACUUGAAUGGAUCACCUCGCCUCUCCGAAGCUGUUGGAAUAUCCAACCAUAGCAACAGUGGUGGAAACGGAGGUGGCUCUGCCUCAACUUGUCUUAUGGUUUUCGCUCUCUGCUUUGCUGCUCUCUUCUUCGGCGCUCCUUCGCCCCAGACUCCAGGCUCGGCUAUCUCGCCCUUUUGGCCUGUUUCUUACGGCUCAGCUCGUCAAUCUGCUUCACCAGAACUUUCCUCAUCAUUGAUGUCUUCUUCGUCGCUACAUUCGAUGACAUCUAAUAUAGGAGAUAGCGCUGAUAGUAAAAAGGGCAUGUCUUCAAGUCAAGAGCAAUCUGGGGGUGCUGGGUUCAUGCUAAAUCAGGUAGACAAUCGCACACAGAUUGGUUACUCAUGGUGUCGUAAGCCGAAUUGUCAAAUGACAGAUAGGCCUUAUAUGAGAUCCCACCAUCCCAAUUCGUUUGCUACGCAGGAUGCUUCCUCUUAUUUCCAGAACCAGGAAUCGCAAACGGCUGCAACUUCAGUUCCACUAUCAGAUCACAUGUCUUCUGUCUCAAAUUCUGCUAUAUCUUCCCGCAACCUCAGUUGUGAUUUAGAAUUUGAUCCCAUUGCUGAAAAUUCGCACUCAGACUGGCCUGAAUACAAUGCGGCUUCAUGGCAAAGAACCCAGUGUGGCGCAACAGAUACUUACCAAGAUAUCAGCACAAGUAAAUCAAACAUCUAUAAUCGUAUUAUGUGUUACUCUAAGUAA
Protopolystoma xenopodis is the source of this 810-nucleotide messenger RNA. NCBI's taxonomy places the organism in Eukaryota, Metazoa, Platyhelminthes, Monogenea, Polystomatidea, Polystomatidae. The record is from the annotation of a GenBank genome assembly.